Striga asiatica is the source of this 726-nucleotide messenger RNA. Lineage: Eukaryota; Viridiplantae; Streptophyta; Magnoliopsida; Lamiales; Orobanchaceae. The record is from the annotation of a GenBank genome assembly.
AUGCGUCCUUUCUCAGGCAAGUUAGGCAUCCCGACGUCGUACGAGCUCGCCUCAUCUCAACAGGCUGCUGUGCCUGAUAAGAGUGACCAUGCUCAGGAAGGUGAAUAUGCUAGCGUUUCGAAUUUACGUAUGUGCCGCGUAAGAGGGCUGUUGUUGCAUCAGAUUGAGAGGUUGGCAAUGCAAAACGUUCAAAGUCCACUGCAUCUAGCAGACGAUACGUUUUGGAAUGACCCCGAAACAUUGGCAGCGAUAGAUUCAAUCGAGAAGGCGGUUGAGUGGCGUAACACUCUUAACGAACGUCUCAAGAGAAUGCAACGCGAUGGUCCCAGUUUUAGCUUGGGUAUCAGUAUCUCAUCGGAUGAUGAUGAUGCAAAUCAGGGUCGUCGGCCCACGGGCGGGGCUUCCGCGACUCCCAGCGAUAUUCCUCAGACAACCGAGAAGUCACCCGAAAUUGCCACGCAACUAGACGGUGUUGGAUUGCCCAAUCAACCGAUCAUUGGGGAAGAAAAUGAAUUGCAGACUAAAGGUGGUGUGUCGAUAGAAGUUGAUGAUGCGUUGGCUCAAGGUGAUGACGUUCACAGGCCACAGAGGCCAAAGAGGCACGUCAAGCACGUGCAUGUGCAUACAAUGUGCACGACAUACCCAACAUACCCAACUGUACCAAUGAGUGCCAUCACAUUCGCGCAAUUAUCACUCUACUGCAAUGCACAAGUUUACAAUGAAUAA